Messenger RNA from Schistocerca gregaria, 550 nucleotides. RefSeq lists its product as uncharacterized. Bases 36 to 410 code for a protein of 124 amino acids. Lineage: Eukaryota; Metazoa; Arthropoda; Insecta; Orthoptera; Acrididae. The record is from RefSeq and is a predicted model, not a curated record. The transcript has 2 exons.
GGUUCCUAGCUGCCACAAAUUCUCAGCAAGCCAAUAUGAAAGCCGUGUUCGCCGUGGUGAUCCUGGGCGCGGCAGCCGCCGCCUUUGCUACUGCAGCUCCCACCAAUCCCAGCACCGGCAGUACCGGCCAGCAGCGUCAGCAGUACCAACCUAACGAGAGACGCGAUGUCGGAGUGGGGGAUGUGAACUUCGGCGAUAAGAGUUUCAACCCCAACGUCAAUGUAAAUAACAGCCACUAUCCUUCCCACGGUGUAUCCAGCGCCUCCGGAGUGAGUAGGGUGAACUUCGGCGUCGGUAGCUUCAACCCCGAUGUCAAUGUAAACAACACCGCCUACCCCUCUGGGCAGGUACCCAUUGGAAACUACCACCCUCUGCCCUGCAACAAGCAGCGAACUCCCCUCUGUCAAUAAAUCCAGCUACAGCUAAUCCCUUGACAUCUACCCGUGUGCCGUCGUUCUGUUUACAGUGUCUGCCUGAACCCACAGUACUGAGUUCAUAGACUACCCAUCACUUGAUCCUUUAUACUGUAUUCUGCUUGUAUCCAGUUUGU